CAUUGUCAACUGCAGAACUGCUGUUGCCAUAUUAACUUUAUGAUUAAUUUGUUGAAUUUUCAAAUACGUCCCUGUAAUAUUAGAAAACCUCAAAAAAUAUAGACUGCGCUAUCUAUCGGAAGAAAAGUAACUAGUUUAGGAUUAUAGUAUCUACAUGUAGAAAACUAUAUUCAAAAUUUGAGUUUCAUAGAGAUGGCGCCACCUAAAACUACCUUACAGACAUCUAUUAACUAUGAUUUGAGUUGAGAGAAACAUUCUUGGGGAGAAAACUACAAGAAAAAUAGAUUUUAUGGCACAGUUUUCAGUUCCGUCACUAGAUGGCAGUGGCGAAAUUGACAUGAACGAUGAUAAUUAACCUCAAAGUUUAAAGAAAAUAUUCUGUGAGAAAACGUCACGGUAACAUUUUGUUUGUGUUUUCAAUUUCUGUAAAACUAAAACUCCAACUUCUUUAGUUAAAAGAAAUGAAAGUCUGCAAACUUACGCGAAUGUGAAUUGUCUUUCUACUGUUCCUGGUUAUCUAUUAUCCAUUUUGAGGUCACCUGAUAACCAAAAUGGAUCCAGGCAAAAAAAUAUCAUUUGGCUUCAGCAAACAGAGCAAAAAGCCUGCGCUUUUGAGGCAGCCGUCUCCGCCAAAGGUUGAACUCGUGGAAUGCUUGGAAGGACACGCCGUCAAAGUGAAAGAUGCUGUUGAAGAAGUCCAUGAGCCCUUGGUUAUCCCAAUCAAAGAAGACAGAAAAGGAAUAGUAGAUAGAAUAAAACAGGCUAGAGCAAAACAGUCAAGUGAGGCUAAUACAAAAGAUGAGUUGGAAGGAAAACCAGAUUCUGAACUAACACUAGAUGAACUGGCUGCUAGGGAGCUACUAAAUGAUGCAAAAAAGAAACUAGAACAGGAGAAUGAUCCAGAAGGUAAAGUCUUGGUGCUUCCAACUAAAGAAGAUAAGCUCAAAUUAGAGGGUGAACCAGAGCCAACAUUAGAGGAUUAUGAAAACAUCCCUAUCAGUGAUUAUGGAUUGGCAAUGCUACGAGGCAUGGGAUGGAAGGAAGGCACAGGAAUUGGAAAAAAACCUGUUAAAACUAAUUUGGCUAAACCUCCUGAUGUCAGACCAAAAGGACUAGGUUUAGGUGCAACAAGAGUAAUUCAGGAAGAAAAAUCAAAGGACAAAGCUGUUGACAAGGAUGGCAAAGAAUUAAUUUUGAAAAAAGGGGCAUUUGCUAAAAUUAUAGCAGGACCAAAUAAAGGCAGUUAUUGCAAGGUUUUAGGCCUAGAUGAUGAAGCUGCUAGAGUGAUUGUGAAGACAGCACUUAAAGAAACUGUACUUUCACUUAAUGAGUUCAUGGUUGUCCUUGUCAGUGAAGAAGAAUACAAUAGAAAUUCAAAAGUUUUGAAUCAUGCAAAAUAUGAAGAGCACAAGGAAAGAAUCAACAAUGAUCUUAUCAAAAAAGAACCAGACAGCGUAAGUGACGAUUUAGGCAAUCCAACCUCAAAUAAACAAACUAAAGAGAGUACUUCCAGAUCUCAUUCGAGCUAUAGAGAAGACAUUAAGGGUACUCAAAGUGUAAAACAAGAGAAAGAAGAAAAGUACAAAGAAAACCACCAGGAGGAAUCAAAAUAUAAGAUUGAGAAAAUACGAAAUAAAUUGAGUUCUCCAGAUAGAGACUUGAAAAAGGACAGUAGAAAUCACAGAAAUGUGAAAGAAGAAUAUGUAAAAAAGGAAAAACAUUAUAGUCAGGAUAAAUCGAGUUCAAGAAAAGGGAAAAGUAGGAGUCGGAGCAGAAGAGACUCCUCUGCCUCAAGCAGUGAUGCAGAUGACGGAUAUAAAGAAAUGAGCAAGAGUCAUAAAAACAAGUCAAAGAAAAAAGGAAGUCAUGACUCUGAUCAUGACAGAAGAUCCGGUCACAGUAAGAAGUCAAAGAAAAAAGAAAAAUACAGAAAUGAUUCUAGCUCAGAUAGUGAAUCCGAGAAAAAAAGAAAACAGCAUAAAAAGAAAGACAAGAAAAGUCACAAAGAUAGGAGUAGGUCACCAAGGAGAAAGCAUAGUAAGAAAAGCAGGAAUCGAACAAGAUCAUCAUCAUGUGACUCUUAAUAUAUAUGAUUUAUAAUUGGUGUAUAGAAUUUUGUAAAUGAAUGUAUUAAAAAAAUGAGCUCCUCUAAAGAUGAUUGUAUCACUACCGAUACCCCGACUGAUGUGACUUCACACCGCUGACUCUGAAACCAAUGGCGCCAACAUAGAAAAAUUCAAGGAGGCACAUUGGUGGUUCCAGCAAGAUUUCAUGGGAAGGAUGAGGGGCGGGAGUGCUAGUGAUUGAAUUGAAUUUAAUAAAAAAAUGAACCUUGAAUUCCUCUUUCACAGGAUAUAGCUUAAAUGGCUUGAUGCAUUUUAAAAUAUGAGGUGUCUAGAUUGGUUUGUCUCUUAAUGCAAGUGACACUGGGCAUACUAAAGUUUAAUAAAAUCAGAAUAUCGGAUCUUGAUAGCAAUUUGAAGUUAAGGUCCAUCACGCUUCGACGUCUACUGAUGUGAACAGCUGAUCAGCAUGUGACAUUUUUGUGUUAGUCUGCGACGUUGGCUCCAAAGAAUCGGGUGUAAAUCUAAAUUUGUAGCGUGUUGUUUUUUGUUUGCAGAUGAACUUUUCUCAAUAAAAUAGAUAAA
Molecule: messenger RNA, 2648 nt
Organism: Acanthoscelides obtectus
Lineage: Eukaryota; Metazoa; Arthropoda; Insecta; Coleoptera; Chrysomelidae
Source: the annotation of a GenBank genome assembly